AUGGAGGUGGCUCGGAAAGGCAGGNAGUGGUGGUGGGCGGGGGGAUGUAACUUCAUCACCGAAUUUAGCGGUGCCAGAUUCUCUCCAUCACCAGGCAGAAUCCUUGCUGCCAAACUGCUACCCAAAUCUCGUGUCACUCCCAGUUUCCUUAGAGGAGACAAGAUGGAAGUAGUAAAGGAGUUGAGGGAGUGUUUGCAUUUUAUAUUCACAGCACAAUUCUGGAGAAUGGCAGUUCUGUGGACAGCCGCUUUGGUUUUUUCCCAUUUGAAAUUGUUUUCCCCAACAUUUUUACUGCCGAAAUCCAAACACUACUCUCAUCGUUCUUUAAAAGACUGUAUUUCUGCCUCAGCACCUGUAAUGAGGCCCAUCUGCAUAAUCACCGGGGCUACCUCUGGUUUGGGUGCUGCAGCUGCUUAUGCUCUUUCAAAGGAAGGCUUUUACAUUGUUCUUGCUGGAAGAUCCUCUGAACUGCUAUCAAAGGUUACAUCUGAUAUCAAGAGAAGAAACUAUGAUGCUUGCCUGAAAGCUUUUCAGGUUGAUAUAACUUCCUUUGAGUCAAUCCUGAAGUUCAAAUGCUCACUUCAGCAGUGGCUAUUGGAUUCAAAUAUGCAUUCUUCUAUUCAACUCCUGAUAAAUAAUGCUGGGAUCCUGGCAACAUCCUGCAGACUCACUUCCGAAGGCUACGAUCAGAUGAUCACAACUAAUUAUAUUGGUGCAUUUUGUCUUACCAAAGUCCUGCUUCCUUUACUGGAAAAUAGCAUUGCCCCCUCUCGUGUGGUUAAUGUCACAUCCUUUACACAUUGGAGUGUACGGUCCAUGCAGGUGGACAGAGGAACUAUGAAGUGUUUUUCAAAAUCGAAGUACUACCCCUUUGCUCAUAUAUACGAGUAUUCUAAAUUAUGCCUUUUGCUGUUUUCGUAUGAGCUACAUCGACAAGUUGGCCACACGGAGAAAUCUCAUAAACUAUCUGUAGUCGCUGUGGAUCCUGGAGCUGUGAAAACCAAUAUUAUGAGAGAAAUUCCUUCAGGCAUUGCACAAUUGUCAUAUGUAGUCUUGAAAUUUUUGGGCCUUCUCCAAUCUCCUGAAAAUGCAGUAUGCUCAAUUCUUGAUGCUGCCCUUGCUCCUCCAGAAGUAUCAGGAGUAUACUUCUUUGGAGGAAAUGGUAGAACUCUAAAUUCAUCUGCUCUUUCUUAUGAUGCGAAACUCUCCAAGGAUCUUUGGGAUACAUCUUGUAACCUGUUCCGAGAAUUGCAUCUUGCUGCCAAAGACACCUGA
This is a messenger RNA of Fraxinus pennsylvanica, 1275 nucleotides long. The record is from the annotation of a GenBank genome assembly. NCBI's taxonomy places the organism in Eukaryota, Viridiplantae, Streptophyta, Magnoliopsida, Lamiales, Oleaceae.